Daphnia magna is the source of this 2058-nucleotide messenger RNA. RefSeq lists its product as uncharacterized. The transcript has a single exon. Lineage: Eukaryota; Metazoa; Arthropoda; Branchiopoda; Diplostraca; Daphniidae. The coding region runs from base 1 to 2058 and encodes 685 amino acids. The record is from RefSeq and is a predicted model, not a curated record.
AUGGAUAACCCAGACCUACCAAAUAAUUUUUUCGACGCCCAGCGCCGUUUUUUUAAUCUUGAAGGCAAACUUAUGAAGGAUAAAGAACUCGCCAUGACCUAUGGGUCGGUCAUCGAUACUUACGUCAACUUAAAACACGCGCGUAAGUUGUCCCGAAAGGAAGUCGACUCCGGACCGGUUGGUCGAACGUGGUAUUGCCCUCAUCAUCCAGUCUUCAACCCAAACAAACCGAAAAAGUGCAGAAUAGUGUUCGAUCUGUCAGCCAAAUACAAAGGAAUAUGCCUCAACGACGUUCUUCUGAAAGGUCCAGACCUCCUGACGAAUCUCAUUGGUAUUCUCCUCCGUUUCAGGCAGCACGCAAUUCCGGUCGUCGCUGAUGUCGAGAAAAUGCUCCACCAAGUACGAGUGAGACCUUCUGACGGGCCGGCCUUCCGCUUCGUCUGGCGUGAACCGGGUAGUACGCAGCUCCCAGAUAUCUACCAAAUGGACGUACAUCUCUUCGGCGUCGUUUCGUCACCGGCCGUGUGUGCUAACACCUUGCAACGCGCCGUGAAAGAUAGUGAAAACGCAGUGCCCUUGCUACAACAGAUCACUCGUCAUUUUUACGUGGACAACUGGUUAGCAUCGUUCCCUUCUACUACCGAAGCUAUUGCGACCGCCCAUACAUUGACCGAAGCGUUAAAGGUUGGUGGGUUCCCAUUGACUCAAUGGGCUACUUCCGACGAAACCGUGAGGCAAGCACUUCCCGGGCAACAACAAACGGGAGUUUCUGUGAACAUGGACUUAGACGCGGAGCCGAUUGAGAGAACUUUCGGGUUAGUCUGGGACUUCCGUCAUGAUGUCUUUAUCCUCGGUGCUAGGGCGGAGUCAGGUGGAAGGACUAAAAGGGACUUAUUGAAAUCCAUCUUCAGCAUUUUUGACCCUCUCGGUUUCUUAGCCCCAAUAGUCUUUCAAGCUAAAGUCCUCAUGCUAGAUAUAUGGCGCCGUAAAUUUGACUGGGAUGACGAACUUAGCCAAGAUCUCAUCGACCGCUGGAUCCGAUGGACGGAAACAUUAACUUCACUUUCUAAACUCGUCCUGGAAAGAUGCAUUUCUCCGCGGCGAAACGAUCUUACGACGACUGAACUGCACGUUUUCGGAGAUGCAUCCGAAAUGGGUUUUGGCGCCGUCGCUUACGUCCGCUUCUUAUUCAGCGAUGGGACGGCUAGCGUAAAGUUCAUCAUCUCAAAGGCCAGAGUCGCUCCCUUGAAAUUCCUAACGAUCCCGCGUUUGGAACUCAACGCCGCCGUCCUCACCACACGUCUCAGCGUACAAGUAAGCAUGGAGCACGAUCUUGUCUUUGACCAGACCUUUUACUGGACGGACUCCACGACCGUUCUUAGCUGGAUAAACUCACGCAACUGCCGUUUUAACAACUACGUUGGGAAUCGUGUGGGCGAGAUAUUCGAAAGCUCGGCCCCGGAUCAGUGGAAUUACGUCCCAAGCGCGAGUAAUCCCGCUGACGAUGCCAGCCUUGGUUUGGAUCCUUCCGAAUUCACCAUCGACCACCGUUGGUUUUCUGGACCACCCUUUCUUCAAGGUCUCGAAGAGUGGCCUAAACUUCAACCAUUACCAGUAAUAGAUGAAAGGGAUCCGGAAAUCAGGGAAACAACUUGGGUCGGACUAGUACACCGAGAAAUCGACGGAAUUGACCUCCUUAUCCAACGAAAGUCAAAACCACAAAUCAUUAUCAAUACCGUCGCUUAUCUCUUCCGUUUCAUCCGGAACGUCCGUCAAAGAAAUCGUGAUAAGCGAGCGACAAGUGGGCUUUCAUCCGAUGAAGUGCAAAUCGGAAAAUCCUUUAUCCUCCGUCACAUGCAAUCAAACGUGUACCACCAGGAGGUGAGCGAUUUACGGGCCGGCCGCCAAAUUGACAAGAACUCCAAAUUAAUCAAAUUUGCUCCAUAUCUUGACCAUCGAGGUUAUAUGUGUGUUGGCGGACGAAUCGGAAAAGCACCACUUCCGAUCGCCCAAUUGACACUCGCCACCCGAUCAUUCUCCCCCGUUCUGAGCGAAUGA